AUGUCCUAUCCUCAAGUGGCUGCUUUCGAUCUGGAUUAUACAGUUUGGCCAUGCUUUUGUGAUACACAUCUUAGUCCACCUUUCAAGCCUUUGACAAGUAAAAACGGCGAAGUCCGCACACUUAUCGACUCUUGCGGAUAUGAAGUAUCGUUUUACAAAGACGUACCUCGAAUUUUGGCCGAUCUGAAGAACCAUGAUGUUAAGAUUGUCUCUGCUUCAAGAACUUGGGCCCCAGAGAUCGCCCGCGAUCUCCUGAGGGGCUUCAAGGUAGAGUACGACGGCCAGAUCGUGCCGUUGAUCACCCUGUUCGACUCGUUGCAAUGGGGUGAGAAGAGUAAGGUCAUACACAUCCGUGAUGGGAUCAAAGACAUUUUUGGCAAAAAGGCCGACAUCAAAGACUACAAGGCAUGUCUUUUCGAUGACGAAACAAGAAACCGGGACGUGGAAAAAUACGGCGUCAAAUACGUAUACGUGCGUGAUCCUGAAAGCGGUACCACCUGGGAACUGUAUCAGAAGUACCUUAACAGCAACUAA
Messenger RNA from Lachancea sp. 'fantastica', 534 nucleotides. The record is from the annotation of a GenBank genome assembly. NCBI's taxonomy places the organism in Eukaryota, Fungi, Ascomycota, Saccharomycetes, Saccharomycetales, Saccharomycetaceae.